UAACGAUAGGUAUUACUUCGUCGAUAAUUUUAACGAUUUUUUUCGGGUAUAAAUAACGGAGCCGCGGACGAUUUCGACAAACACAGGAAAAUCGCACAAGUUACAUACGUAGCAAUAACAAACAUUCAAGAACCAUGAAAGCCAUGAGAUUCUUACUUUGCGUUGCAGUCAUUUUUAUGAUUGCCUUUAUUUCUGCGAGCAAUGCUAACCCAGAACCUAAUCCUUCGCCAGAGGCGGAUCCGGAAGCGAUUAACAUAAGGAAAAUCUUAGGAAAACUUGCAGUAGCGUUGUCUCACUUGGCAUAACCGACCUCGACGAUACGUGUACGACGGGUGCAGGCACGACCAAAAGCUUUUAAAUCUGACGAGUUUAUAUGCAUAUAUGUAUACGUAACUAAUUCGAAACAUGUAGAAAUUGGCCAUAUAAAUUUUUUGUCGUUUGACUAGACAUAUAAAACUUUU
This is a messenger RNA of Bombus impatiens (common eastern bumble bee), 461 nucleotides long. Its product is annotated as melittin. The transcript is spliced from 2 exons. NCBI's taxonomy places the organism in Eukaryota, Metazoa, Arthropoda, Insecta, Hymenoptera, Apidae. The record is from RefSeq and is a predicted model, not a curated record. Bases 135 to 305 code for a protein of 56 amino acids.